AUGUCGUAUUCCUCAGUAUCAAAUGUCGGCAACCCGCGCAUUGAGCCCCUCACUGCAUUGGAUGCUUUGAUGCCCAAGAAUUACAUUCGUGUGCUUCUGGCUUUUCGGACUUCCGAGCCUUUCAACGUAGUGUCUCAGCAACUUCAGUGUGGUCUGAAUGCUACGACAGAGAAAAUACCGUGGAUAUCUGGACAAGUUCGUUCCGCUGGCAAUGGCAACAAACGGGCUGCACAUGGUGCAAUCCAUUACUCCUCCGAUUCAGGCUCCCCGCAGAUCAUUGACUGUGGCUCAAUCGACAAACCAUUCUCAAGCCUAGAGGCUCACGCGAUGCAUUCCACCACCAUUCCAGAAAAUGUCUGGCCACUUGGCGCAUUACCUGGAAGCGACGAUUCUUUGGUUUUUGGAGCUAGUGUCUUUCGCUUCAAAGAUGACCAAGGACUUGGACUGUGUGUGUGUAUGCAUCACCACGCGGUUGACGCGGCGGGUUUCACCGAAGUGCUCAGGAUUUGGGCUCAGGAAACAACCACACGUGGAUCGUCUACAUCACAGUCUGGUGGCACCAGGCUAUCUCGUGUUUCUGAAGCACUUGCUUCUCAGAUUAGUGAGGCAUCGUCCAAGAAUACGGAGCAGCUAUUCAGUUUGCUCCCUGAAUACUCUCCUAUUCCUCCAGCCAUGCCAGCAAGCUUCCCGUCCUUCGGUUCUCAGAUGUUUACGAUACCAACUGAGCAUCUGGAUGCCUACAAACAGGUUUUGGCCCCUCUCCUAGAAAAGCCCCCUUCCACCAAUACUGUACUUUGUGCACUUUUAUGGUCUUUCAUCACGCGCAUUCGGGCACAGCAUAAAGAAAACACCCUGGCUCACACCUCGAGCCGGCUAGUUAUGGCUGUCAAUGGCCGUCGGCGAAUUGGUCCCAACUUUUCCCCGCCAGACAACCCGUACAUCGGUAACCUUGUUCUGUACGCUUCUGCUGAACGACCCUUUGACACUCUGAAACAUGCUGCAGCCUCUGCCCGUGAUCAUGCAGAAGUAUGCAAUACUAUCACUCAAUCGUUUGCCCCAGCCAAAAUCAACUCGCAGCAUAUUGCCAAUGUUUUCGAACUAGGCAGACAGGCCAGGGACUGCAGCACAAUAUUCCCUGGAUGGGACUUUUUCAACCAUAGGGACGUCACGAUCACCAGCUGGGCCGAUCUAGAUUUGUAUCAGGUGGGCUGGGGCUCAGAGCUUGGGCAGCCCGAGUUUGUCCGAUUCCCUUUCAGCGCAGCAGAUGGAGUUUGCAUUAUCUUGCCUCGCAGAAGAGUCGAGUCCGCAUCUCAUUCCAAGAAUCUUGUUGAAGUGGUUAUCAUGCUCAAGGCAGAGCAUCUGGAAGCCCUCAAGACGGAUAGCUUGUGGCAAAGCCUGGUAGGAGCACAAUAA
Fusarium redolens is the source of this 1413-nucleotide messenger RNA. RefSeq names its product transferase family-domain-containing protein. The transcript has a single exon. Bases 1 to 1413 code for a protein of 470 amino acids. Gene Ontology annotation, molecular function: acyltransferase activity, transferring groups other than amino-acyl groups. The record is from RefSeq and is a predicted model, not a curated record. Lineage: Eukaryota; Fungi; Ascomycota; Sordariomycetes; Hypocreales; Nectriaceae.